Molecule: messenger RNA, 1221 nt
Organism: Lachancea fermentati
Lineage: Eukaryota; Fungi; Ascomycota; Saccharomycetes; Saccharomycetales; Saccharomycetaceae
Source: the annotation of a GenBank genome assembly
AUGCAAUACAAAAAGACUAUCGUCGCCGCCGCUCUUGCCGGUUCCGCUUCUGCCGCUGUCACUGCUUCCGAGCCAUGGACUACUUUGACACCUUCUGCCACAUACAGCGCCGGUAUCACCUCCUACAGUGAUACUUUCGGUAUCGCUGUGAUCCCAAUCACCACUUCUGUGUCUACUGUUUCUGCUAGCACUGCUACCUCUAGCACCAAGGCCAAGCGUGACGCUGUCUCUCAAAUCGGUGACGGUCAAAUCCAAGCUACCACCAAGACCACUGCUGCCGCUGUUUCUCAAAUCGGUGACGGUCAAAUCCAAGCUACCACCAAGACCACUGCUGCUGCCGUCUCUCAAAUCGGUGAUGGUCAAAUCCAAGCUACCACCAAGACCACUGCCGCUGCUGUUUCUCAAAUCGGUGAUGGUCAAAUCCAAGCUACCACCAAGACCACUGCCGCUGCUGUUUCUCAAAUCGGUGACGGUCAAAUCCAAGCUACCACCAAGACCACCGCUGCUGCUGUCUCUCAAAUCGGUGACGGUCAAAUCCAAGCUACCACAGAGACCACUGCUGCUGCCGUCUCUCAAAUCGGUGACGGUCAAAUCCAAGCUACCACAGAGACCACUGCUGCUGCCGUCUCUCAAAUCGGUGACGGUCAAAUCCAAGCUACCACAGAGACCACUUCCGCUAAGUCUACUGCCGCUGCUGUCUCCCAAAUCGGUGACGGUCAAAUCCAAGCCACCACCACUACUCUAAAACCAUCCUCCGCUGCUGCCGUCUCUCAAAUCAGCGACGGUCAAAUCCAAGCCACUUCUUCCACAAAGACCACCAACGGUGCCUCUCAGGUCUCCGACGGUCAAGUCCAAGCCUCCACCGCUUCCUCCUCGAGCCCAUCCGCCACUUCUGACUCCUCUGACCCAGUCAAGGCCGUUUCUUGCAAGGCCAACGGUACUCUAGAAAUGACCUUGGACGGCGGUAUCUUGAAGGACGAGAAGGGAAGAAUCGGUUCCAUCGUUGCCAACAGACAAUUCCAAUUCGACGGUCCUCCACCACAGGCUGGUGCCAUCUACGCUGCUGGCUGGGCCAUCACCCCAGAUGGAAACUUGGCUAUCGGUGACAGCGAUGUCUUCUACCAAUGUCUAUCGGGCUCCUUCUACAACUUGUACGACGAGUCCAUCGGUGCUCAAUGUGCUCCAGUCCACUUGGAAGUCAUUGACUUGGUCGACUGUUAA